Molecule: messenger RNA, 1604 nt
Organism: Soboliphyme baturini
Lineage: Eukaryota; Metazoa; Nematoda; Enoplea; Dioctophymatida; Soboliphymatidae
Source: the annotation of a GenBank genome assembly
AUGUGUUGCAACCAUUCUUUCGAAGAACAGGGCGAAAUCAAAUGUCAUCGACUCUCGUCUCGUACCUCUUGCAAUCGGUUGUUGCGCAGCUGGGUAAUAAGUCACCGUGUCGUGGCCGUUCAUCACCUUGGUGUCCAAGAUUUCGUCGACGCAACCCAUACUUCACAUUCCUCGGUGGCGUUGCGACUCGUGGCAUUCCGAUCCGAACCUGAGCCGGUAUUCUUCCGUCUGUCGGAAGCAACGAAAAACUGGAAAAAACCGAUGGCGGAGCGAACGGCUGUCACGACUGCCGGCGAUGACCGAACGUUGCGACUGAUGGAUGGACGUACGUACGUAAGGAAGGGCGAUCGCUGCCGCGGCCAAACCGGUCUUGCACUGUUUUGUCUUCGUCGUCGCCUCGCGACGUCACUCACCGACGGAAGGAGGCAGGCAGACAGGCUGCGUGAAACUCACGCCGAUGUCUAUCCGCCCCUCCAGUUCAAUCAACCAGCGAAUCCCAGCUGCCAGCUUUUCGCCAUCGACGCGAGCUUAUUUGUGUCAAUAACUGACGUCGACGUCGUGGCUCUGUGUACGAUCCUCCUCGUCUAUCGAGUGCUCGACUACUGUGAUUUGUCGCUGACGUCUACUCGUAGUACGGACCUGUACGCACUGAUCACUGUACAAAAUGUUCAUAGCUCAGAUUAUCAGGGAACGAAGAAAAUGCGUAUUCGACGAAAGUCGUUUUCGUCCGGUAUCGUGUCGCCGGUCGGUGCGAUUUCCCUCGACCUGAACCGCCUUAAUGUCAAUGAUGACGGCGCACGUGACGCGGCGGCGACAUCAGGAGAAGACUUUUCUACUGGCUGCCUUAUGGAUUCGUCCUCAUCUUCCUAUUUUCCUGUUGUAAGGCUUAGUAUCUGGCAGGACAUGUUGCGGUCGUUUUCCAGCUAUUUUCACGGCGAAGUUCUGAUCCCGCUGACCAAAGAGAUCAUGAACUCGCAUCGACACGUAGCCUGGUACUACCUGAAACCGAGGAACUCUCAGACCGAAAGCGAUUUUUUGGACGAGACCAGUAAACAGUCGGAGCCGGUGCAUCAGUCCAAGCAGGGCGAAGAGUACGGCUCUUUGCGUCUCAGAAUCGCCUACUCAGUGGACCACAUUUUGCGCGGUCAGUUUUACAACGAACUUUGGUCACUGUUGCUGGAUUCGUUCAAAGUUGAGCCGUUCCGCUGCAGCGCCGUCGAAGUGUUUCCUCAUUUGCCGAAAGCCGAGGACGUCAACACAUUGUUUCGGAGCAGCAGCUUUACGACGAGGUGUGUGUUUGAACUGAUGAAGUUAGUCGGCCAGCAGUACCUCAUCGGAACAUUGAAGCCUUGCAUAGACAAAAUUGCUUGCACUUUCAAGAUAUUCGUGGAAAAUAAGCCGUGCGAAGUUGAUCCCGAAAAAAUUGCCGAAGGCCAAAGUCUCGAAGAAAACACGCGAAACCUCAUCAUAUACGCCGAAAUGACGCUGUCGAGGAUCGUCGAUUCCAAUCACAGGUGUCCACAACUACUUAAAGAGGUGUUCAAGAUUCUGCGCGAAACCACUGCAAAGUUUUUCCCAAGUGAGACGUUGCUUCGCUGUUGAAU